AACGUGACCUGCUGAAACUCAACUAUUGCAACAAUGGUGACAUCGGCAUCUAGACGCUUGGCUGUCGCCAUAUUCGCUAUCAUAGCCGGGCUGGUUCUCCAGGUUGACGGUGAGAAGCAAUGGUGGCGAACAACAACUAUCUACCAGAUUUGGCCGCGAUCCUUUAAGGACAGUGAUGGAGACGGAAUUGGCGAUUUGAAUGGUAUCACAAGCAAACUGGAACAUCUAAACGACAUGGGAAUAGAGACACUAUGGAUAUCGCCAAUUUUCAAAAGUCCACUAGUCGACAGUGGCUACGACGUCUCCGACUACUUAGCCAUAGACCCAAUGUAUGGGACUUUGGAGGACUUUGACAAUCUAGUAGCUCGCGCCAAGGAACUUGGAAUCAAAGUGGUUCUGGACUACGUUCCUAACCAUACCAGUACGGAACACGAGUGGUUUAAGUUAUCCGAAGCCAGUGUCGACCCCUAUACCGAUUAUUACAUGUGGCACGAGGGAAUUCUGGAUGCAAACGGUACCAGAAGACCACCAAACAAUUGGUUGAGCGUCUUCAACAGCGGAAGUGCUUGGCAAUGGAGCGACAAGCGACAGGCUUACUAUCUUCAUCAAUUUGAUGUAAGCCAGGCAGAUUUGGACUUCAGGAAUGAAGUAGUCAUUGAGGAAACCAAAAAAAUUAUUACGUACUGGCUGGAUCGCGGUGCUGCCGGUUUACGUAUAGAUGCACUGCCAUUUAUGUAUGAGGAUGUUGAAUUAAGAGAUCAACCAUUAUCAGGAAGAAACGUACCUCCUACUGACUAUUUCUACCGACUCCCUAUCUACACCAAGGAUUUGAUUGAGGAUUAUGAACUUGUUCAGAUAUGGAGAGAUCACUUUGAUGAAUAUAAUGCAAAGGCCAAUGAUGGUCUAGAGCGCGUCAUCAUUACCGAGGCAGUCGCGAAUGCAUCCUUGAUGUGUUUAUACUAUAAUUACGGCUCUGAUAUCCCGUUCAAUUUUCUCUUUGUUACAAACAGCGGUAUUCCCGUCGAUGCCAAAACUUUGUCACCUGCAGAAAUCAAGAAUAAGAUUGAUCAAUGGCUCGAGUACAUGCCUGAAGGUGAAACACCUAACUGGGUCCUUGGCAAUCAUGACAAAAAUCGCAUGGCCACGCGUUUCGGCUCCGAGAAGAUAGAUAUGCUAAACUUCAUUUUUCUCUUAUUACCUGGCGUCAUGACAGUUUACAAUGGUGACGAGAUCGGCAUGCCAAAUACGUAUCUAACUUGGGAGGAAACAGAAGAUCCUCAAGCCUGCAGCACUGAUCCUCAGCGUUAUCAGCCAUAUUCUAGGGAUCCUGAGCGCACGCCUUUUCAAUGGGAUGAUUCUACGUCAGCAGGAUUCUCUACGAACACCACGGUGUACUUGAAAGUGAACGAGAAUUAUCGUACACUGAAUUUAGCGGCGCAAAAGGCUGCUGAUAAGAGUUACUAUAAGAACUUCCAGGCAGCCAUGAGGCUCAGGAACACGACGGUGGCCAAAGAUGGAGACCUGAAGACACUCGUUAUCGGCGAGCAUGUCUUCGCCAUGUCCAGAGAAUUGGAUUGUCACGACCCCCUACUCGUUGUUAUUAACUGGUCGAAGUCUCCGGUAACAGUCAGUCUUGAUGACUUCAGUAACUUCAGUGAGAAGCUGCAAGUGCUUCUGUCGGAUGUUAAUAAUGAUCUCAAAGUUGGAGACACUGUAUCCAGGAGCAGCAUUACCUUGCAGGGUAAUGCAGCUUUGGUCUUAACGUCAUCUGACAUCACUUGCUCCGACUACUCGGACGUCUCAGAAGUUGCCUGUCUAAUAACAUCCUUGAAAUCCUUCUUCAACGUGUAAAUCAAAUUGAAAUUUGAUAAGGAAAUUUAAUAAGCGUUGGUUAACAAUGUGCUCAAAAAUUGAAUUCACAGUAGCUAAAAUUUAACUAUCUAUUUCUCACAAAUUCCAGGUGCUACGUAAAUGGAAUAAUAUAGUUUUAUGAUAAGCACACUGAGCGAGUGGAAUUAUUGGUGAUUAUUGUGAUCGGAUUGUAACUUCCUACUUCGACUUAAUGAAAAAUAGUGCGUGCCCAACUGAAUUCUCUACUACAACUGUUGGCUCGUUGUAAAAAUAACGGUUCAAUUUCAUUCAAAUGUGUUUCCAAGUAUAGGCUAUGAUAGAAGUUAGUCCAUGUUGAGCGACCAGAGUUUUCGGACAAGGCCGACACCGCCUGAUGGAUCUGUUCCAGUGUUUCAAACGUGCGUUCGGUAUUACAGAAUAUAACGGUGGCCUAGAGCAUGUCAUCUUUACCGAGGAUUAUAGCAACAUAUCCGUGAUCACUUUAUAUCAUCAUUAGGGUGCUCACAUCCCAUUCGAUUACUUCCUUAUCAGAAUGGCCGGUACCACCUUUACGGCUGAAAACCAGAGCCCUGCAAGCAUCAAGAGCAUCACUGAUGAACGGCUUGAGAAUUUAUCUGAAGCUGGAUGACCCAAGUGGGUCGUAAUUUUGAAUACAUUUUUGUGCUGUUAUGA
Cephus cinctus (wheat stem sawfly) is the source of this 2523-nucleotide messenger RNA. Its product is annotated as alpha-glucosidase. Gene Ontology annotation, biological process: carbohydrate metabolic process. NCBI's taxonomy places the organism in Eukaryota, Metazoa, Arthropoda, Insecta, Hymenoptera, Cephidae. The transcript is spliced from 6 exons. The record is from RefSeq and is a predicted model, not a curated record. The coding region runs from base 34 to 1851 and encodes 605 amino acids.